UAGGUCCGUUGGUUUUAAAAAAAAAGAAAAAUUCGAUAAGUUUGAUGAAACGGGCCUUGCGCAUGAACCCGUAAGGGGCGGAUGUUGCCACGCGGCGUACGCUGGUUGGUCAAGCGUUCCGCGUUGACGAGGAGGAAAGUCGGGCCACGUCUUGUUUCUUCUCAUUUUCCCCUUUCUCUGAAAAACUAGGGUUUCACCGUGAGAGGCGACUUAUCGUGCGACGACGAUUCCCGGCGUUUUUCUCGACGUAAUCGACGACGUCCUCUUCUCUCCACCAGCGUAGAUGGAUCCGGAAGAAGAUAGAAGACAUUCAAAGAAGCAACAUGAACACAUCAACAUGUUAAGUUUCGUGGCGGAUUCUGAGUACGGUAUUCCUAAAAGGUGUCCGUGUGGUGGGAGACUCAUAAACGAGGUGCGCGGGGAGGAGGACUACGACACUCUUCCUGGGAAGCGGUUCUUCACCUGCAGAAACUACGAGGCUGAUGGGCUCCAUUAUCGUCAGCCUUGGGUGAUAGGUGUGCAGGAGGAGCUCGAGAGGCUAACUAAACGGGUGGAAGAGGCUGAGGAGGUGAUGCUGGGGGUGUCCAAUCUUAGUAAACGGUUUGAGAGACUUGAGGAACAGGUUAAUUCACUCAAUGAGGCUGUCUAUGACCUCACUGUGCAGGUCCAUUCCCUCGAGAAGGUCUGCUUCGAUUGACAAUGAAAGGUUAGAGUCAGCUAAACUAUAUCUAGGGUAAUUGUUAUCUGUGGAUUGAAGUAGACGUAGGAGUAGAAGUAGAACAAAAGUAUAACUAUUUGUAGAACUAGAAGUAGACAUAAACUAAACUAGUACGAGAACUAGAAGUACAAGUAGAUAUUAAUUGUUGGUUGGUUGGUUGCUGUGAUUAAUGUUGAAUUGUACUUAGGUUGGUAGAGAUAGUUUAAUUUUCUCUCUUUUGAAACGGAAAAUACCCUGUAUUUUCGCCUGAUUUGAUGUCUAUUGACUGCUCAUUACUAUGUAGUAGUUCUGUAAUGAAUUUUGGUUGGUAUUGUUAGUUAAAUUUUAUCUCUUUCCACACGUAAAAACUUGUUUAAAAACAUAGUAACUCCACCCUAAAAAUUUACAGAAACAUCUUAACACAAAACCAAAACAAAAACCGGUAACCCUCAAACCAAAACCAGAACACAAAACCCUCAAACAUGGAACCUUUUUCCCUUCACGGUCCCGGGUUUGUUAACCUAUUAGCUUCGCAGAGCAGUAGUCCAAUAGACGUUGACUCUGCUGAGGCUGCAGUUAACUCACCCGGGUUAGUUAAACCACCGGAAAGGAGAAAGUGGACAACCAAAGAAGACCUUGUACUGAUCAGUGCUUGGUUAAACACCAGCAAAGAUCCGAUAGUUAGUAAUGAACAGAAGUUAGGGACUUUUUGGAAGAGAAUUGAGGCGUAUUUCAAUUCUAGUCCUCAGCUCAUUGGCUCCCUUCCUCGAGAGUGGGGUCAAUGUAAGCAGAGGUGGGGAAGGGUGAAUGCAGAGGUCUGCAGGUUUGUGGGUUCCCAUGAAACGGCUCUGAAGGAGCAAGCGAGUGGGCAAAGUGAAAAUGAUGUCAUGAAGACUGCGCAUGACAUCUAUUUCAAUGACUACCAUCUCAAGUUUGCGCUUGAACAUUGCUGGAGGGAACUUCGGUUUGAUCAGAAGUGGAGGUCACACUCUCAGCCGAAGGAGAAAAGGAAGGAAGGUGGUGCGGAGGCGGUGCGUGAGGAGGAAGAGGUUAGGCCUCCUGGUGUUAAGGCUAGCAAAGCUGCUAAACGCAAGAAGCCAAAUGAAGCAGCUUAUGAUCAUAUACAUACCAUCCUAGCUGAGAAAAAUACCAUUUCCAGACAAAAGAUCCUUGAUCGUUUGCUAGCCAAAAACAUAGACACACUUUCUGAUAAUGAAGUGGCUCUCAAGAAUAAACUCAUCUCUGAAAUGCUUUGAUGUCUAUUGUGUGUAUUUUCUUGCUUUGCUUGAGUAGUUGAUGUGUAUUUCCUUGCUUUGCUUUACUGAUUAUGUUAGCUUUUCUUCUGCAGGUCACGGGUUGGAGGUGACAGUGUUGCAGGUCACGGGUUGGAAGUUUAGGUUGUUGCAGGUCACGGGUUAUGUUUCUUUCUACACUGCAGGUCAAUCAUGUACUAUGUCUAUGUAUUUUGCUAUUGUUGUAACUCUGAACUUGAUUCACGGAUGUACUGAACUUGAUUCACGGAUGUACUAUGUUGUAACUCUAUGUCUCUCUAUUUAAAUGAUGUCUCUACUCUCUGCUUUUUAAUCAAAGUGAUCUUCUAUUUC
Messenger RNA from Brassica rapa (field mustard), 2301 nucleotides. Its product is annotated as glutathione S-transferase T3-like. NCBI's taxonomy places the organism in Eukaryota, Viridiplantae, Streptophyta, Magnoliopsida, Brassicales, Brassicaceae. The record is from RefSeq and is a predicted model, not a curated record.